Molecule: messenger RNA, 1182 nt
Organism: Engraulis encrasicolus (European anchovy)
Lineage: Eukaryota; Metazoa; Chordata; Actinopteri; Clupeiformes; Engraulidae
Gene: kcnk3b
Product: potassium channel, subfamily K, member 3b
Exons: 3
Coding region: 1-1182 (393 amino acids)
Biological process (GO): stabilization of membrane potential; potassium ion transmembrane transport
Cellular component (GO): plasma membrane
Molecular function (GO): open rectifier potassium channel activity; outward rectifier potassium channel activity; potassium ion leak channel activity
Source: RefSeq, a predicted model, not a curated record
AUGAAGAGGCAAAACGUUCGGACCCUCGCACUCAUCAUCUGCACUUUCUCGUAUUUACUCAUUGGUGCAUCAGUGUUCGAUGCGAUUGAGUCGAAACAUGAGAACAGCCAGAAAAGGCAGUUGGACCAGCGCAAAUUUGAACUGAUGAGGAAAUACAAUCUGUCCAAGAGCGAUUUUGACGAGCUGGAAAAAGUGGUUCUACAACUGAAGCCACACAAAUCUGGGGUUCAGUGGAAGUUUGCCGGAUCAUUUUACUUCGCCAUCACUGUGAUUACAACAAUAGGUUACGGCCACGCCGCCCCGAGCACGGAUGCGGGCAAGGCCUUCUGCAUGUGCUACGCCCUGCUGGGCAUCCCCCUGACGCUGGUCAUGUUCCAGAGCGUGGGCGAGCGCAUCAACACCCUGGUGCGCUUCCUGCUGCGCAGCGCCAAGCGCUGCCUGGGCAUGCGCAAGGCCGACGUCUCCAUGGCCAACAUGGUGGCCAUCGGCUUCAUCGCCUGCUUCAGCACGCUGUGCAUAGGCGCGGCCGCCUUCUCGCGCUACGAGGGCUGGAGCUUCUUCCACGCCUACUACUACUGCUUCAUCACGCUCACCACCAUCGGCUUCGGGGACUACGUGGCGCUGCAGCGGGACAACGCGCUGCAGAACAACCCGCACUACGUGGCCUUCAGCUUCGUCUACAUCCUGACGGGCCUGACGGUCAUCGGCGCCUUCCUCAACCUUGUGGUGCUGCGCUUCCUCACCAUGAACGCCGAGGACGAGAAGCGGGACGCCGAGGAGCGCGCCCUGCUGGCCAGGGAGAAGAAGUGUCCACCACGGUUCUCGGACGCGGAGAUGUCCGCUGAGAGCGCCCGUCAGCGCGGCCUUCGGGACAUGUAUGCCGAUGUGCUGCACUUCCAGACCAUGUGCUCGUGCCUGUGGUACCGCAGCCACGAGAAGCUGGUAGUGCUGCCCAGAGACCUGUCCAUCAGCGAGGCCCUCAUGGAGCAAGGGGAGGUCUCGGUGGGGGGGUUAGGGGGAGGGGUGACGUCACUUGUCGGCGUCGGGGACGGGUUUUUCGAACCCGGGGUCAGCGGAUGUGUGUGCAGUCCGCACCAGUGCUCAUGUGCCAGCUGCAUGUCCACUGAUGCACAAAGCAUGGUGCCCUUCAGCAUGUGUUCCCUGAGACGGAGCUCAGUGUAA